Molecule: messenger RNA, 1494 nt
Organism: Phymastichus coffea
Lineage: Eukaryota; Metazoa; Arthropoda; Insecta; Hymenoptera; Eulophidae
Gene: Mlc-c
Product: myosin-2 essential light chain
Exons: 4
Coding region: 191-634 (147 amino acids)
Cellular component (GO): myosin II complex
Molecular function (GO): myosin heavy chain binding; calcium ion binding
Source: RefSeq, a predicted model, not a curated record
AGCGAGACGGAAGAGUUGUAUGAAUCACAAUAUACGCUGUACAUAUACCGAUGACACUGGAGAAACCAGCGCCCAUAUAGUUGGUUGGCAAGAAACGAUCGGCUGCAUUUUAAACGUACUCAAAAAACUACAUCAGAGGUCGUUCACGUGAAAAAGGAAAUCAGAACUAAACAACAGUUGCUGUUAAACGAUGGCUUCAUACACGGAGGAUCAAUUGGCCGAAUUUCAGGAGGCAUUUCAACUAUUUGACAGCAGAGGAGAUGGAAAAAUCCAUGUUGCCCAAAUUGGGGAUGCUCUCCGUGCCUUGGGUCAAAACCCAACUGAAUCAGAUGUUAAAAAGUUCACGAACCAACACAAGCCUGAUGAGAGAAUCAGUUUUGAAGUAUUCUUGCCAAUAUACCAGGCCAUAAGCAAAGCACGUACGUCAGACACUGCUGAUGACUUUAUUGAAGGAUUGCGACACUUUGACAAAGAUGGCAAUGGUUUUAUUUCAUCAGCAGAACUGAGACAUUUACUAACUACACUUGGUGAAAAACUGAGUGAUGAAGAAGUCGAAACACUUCUAACUGGGCAUGAAGAUUCACAGGGUAACAUAAAUUAUGAAGAUUUUGUUCGUCAAGUUAUGUGCGGUUGAAAAAUCACUUGCAAUCGAAUUGAUCCCUAUCUCAAUUUUGGUAUUAUUUUGGAAAAUUUAUGCAUUUUAACUUCCAUAGUUUUACAGCUAGUAAACAAGCACAGCAGUUUUUCAUAAAAUAAUUAUAAUCCAAUGCUUCUUCAAUUAAUGAACAAGUAAAUUAGAAUUUUAUAUUUUUAGAAUUAGAAAUUAGGUCUACUUAAUCAUAAAAAAACAUAGAUCCGCUGUGCCUUAAUGUUGUUAAGUUACUUGAAUUUAAUUAGUGUGAUAUUGAGCAAUCUGAUUAGAACAUUAAAAGUAAAUUAUUAAAUAAUUUGAUGUUUUUGACAAUUGAUACAAUCGUCUACAAAGCAAGAAAACAGAGAUAAGAAAAAGAUAACUUGUCGGUAAUUUAUUUAGGACAAUUAUAUAAUAAAUUAAUUGUCCAAUGAAGCGCACAAUCACGAACGAUUUUUCUACAAUCGAUUUUUUGCUGAGUUGUGAGCUCAUGUCAAACUAAUUAAAGGAUUUGACAAAACAUGUUUCAUUAUAUUUCAUCCUGUAGAUUUGAUUUUCCUUAACAUUCCGAAAAUUGAAGUUUAUUUACAAUGAAUUUGUCAAAUGAUUAUGUGCAUUUACUAUACCCAACUAUUGUACUUAUUGCCAAUAGGAAUUCAUUGGAAAGCAUAAUACAGCCCUUUUUUGCCAAAACGAACUGUGAAAUUACUUGGUAUAUCUUUUGUAAAUUGUCUUUUCUAAUGUGUAUACAUACGAGCUUUCAAACAUACUUUUCGCCUGAAAUCUAGUAUUAAAAAAUACAUUAAAUUUUUACCACUUGAAAAAUGGAAAUUUUAAACAACCCUUUUAUACUUCCUUACAAU